CCAAAUGUCCACCCGCUGCACCAUCGACCCCCAAACCUCCAUCCCGCUCGCCAUCGCCCGACUCCCCAAAUGGCGCUGGCUGAUCCACCAACGCGGGUACGCGAACGUUCUUCCGCCCCGGGACCUGCGCAUCGGAGGCCAACUCCACCCCGAUGCGGAACGGGUUCCGAUUGCGGGCGACGAGGAUGCCGUGUACGGUGUGCUGUAUGAUAUGGGGGUCGAGGAUGAGCGUAUCUUGGAUGGCUAUGAGGGGGUUGAUUGGGAUGCGCCUGUGGCGAAGGGGGGGAAGGAGGGCUUGGGGGUGGAUGUGAGGCCCAGGGAGCAGGGGAGGGGGUCGUAUAAUAAGUGGGUGGUGGAGGCGGAGGUGGUUAAGUGGGUUGUUGUUGGUGGCGGGGGUGAGAGGGAGAAGAGGGAGACUGUUGUGCCGGUGUUGGUGUAUGUUGAUGAGAAGAGAGUGACCAUGGGACCGCCCCAGAAGGAGUAUAUUCCUCGGAUGAAUCGCGCGAUUCGGGAGUCCGUGGAGCUGGGGUUGCCGGCACAGUGGGCUGAGGAGGUUAUGAGGCCGUCCAUUCCGCUGAUGUGAGUAUCUUAGAGUGGUGC
This is a messenger RNA of Aspergillus ibericus CBS 121593, 600 nucleotides long. RefSeq lists its product as uncharacterized. Gene Ontology annotation, molecular function: gamma-glutamylcyclotransferase activity. The transcript has a single exon. The record is from RefSeq and is a predicted model, not a curated record. NCBI's taxonomy places the organism in Eukaryota, Fungi, Ascomycota, Eurotiomycetes, Eurotiales, Aspergillaceae. Bases 5 to 583 code for a protein of 192 amino acids.